AUGUGUUCACGUACAACUUUCCACCCAUGGGCCAAAUCGGAGGCGAGACCGGAGUUGUACUCCCGAACCUUGACCACGCCCGAGUUUGUUCUCGCCAUGCUCAAUGAGUAUGCCCUGGGCCAAAGCUGCCCAUCUCUAGGGGUGACUGUCUCGGUCGACCGCUCUGUGCCUUCCACGCUCGAUAUCCAGACACUCAGUUCGCGUCUAGAGCAGGCCUUCAUAGCUACGCGAUGGACUCAUCCGACAGUGGCGAUCCAGGUCAGGGGCAGCAAGGAAAUGAUUUAUCGUGUCCACGAUGCAGAGGGGGUGGCCACCUGGGCCAAGCGCACGGUGCAGUAUGUAGAAGCACCAGGGGGCUGGCUCGCCAAGUACGAACAAUUGAGUCGCGAGGCUGUCUUGCCCACGGCUAUCGGCGAUUCUGCGCUUCUCCAUCUCGUUAUGAGUCCUGAACAAGCUAGCAAGUCGCAGAUCACCGAAUUCGACCUACUUCUUCACGUCCACCACUCUCUCGUGGACGGUGCAGGUCUCAGGACCAUCAUGAAUUAUAUCCUGACAGAGCUCGCCACCUCUGAUUCGUCAAUCUCUUUCUCAUGGGGCGAGGAGGGAGACAGUCUUCAACCGGCGGCUCUAGACGCUGCUCCCAUCUCCAACGAAUUAUUGAAGUCACUGGCGCAGAUGCCAAAGGAGAUAUCCCUCCCGCCGUUAGUGAAGCCUGACGAAGCGAGGCGAGGGACAGGCGUUGUGACCUAUACUAUUCCAAACGCUCAUAAUGGGGAGACGGAAUUUCUCAGCCAUCUUAGGACGCGGGCCAGGGCCAACAACGUCCGGCUGGCUGCCACUAUCCAAGCCGCACUGGUCAUCACUCUCUACGACGAGGUCAAGCCCACUGAGGACAAGGUCGCCACCGUCAUUUCCGGGGUUGACUUGCGGGCGAGGGAUCUGAACAAGCCGUGGGGCGAGCGCAACAGGUUUGUCGGUUUCGCGGUUGGUCUGUUGGAGAUUAUACGGACACCCGUGUCCCUGCUCGAGGACCUAGAGGGCGAAGAGCGUUUCUGGACGGUUGCGCAGCAGAUUCAGAACGAAUGGAACGCGGUUUCUGAGCGCCAGGAUGUGGCAGCAUUAGGUGAGCUUCGUCGACCAGCAACAGCGUUCGUUCUCCAGAUGGCUCUGGCCGGCGUCAACAAGUCAUCCCCGAAGUUGGAUAUGAGUGUCAACUAUGUGUCGGAUCCGCCAGGGGACAACCAGUUUGAUGGCGUCUAUCAGGACGAGCAGAGCAGGUUCAAGCUCGCAAGGUAUCAGCUCGUGACGGAUGAGAGCACGCCCAGGCUAUCAUGUCGGUCGCACUCGUGGAAUGGCGAACUUGUUCUGGGGAUCUCCUUCAGCUACAAGCACCACACAAGAGACGCUGUUCAGGGCUUCUUGGACAAGUGGGCGCGCUUGGUCGAGUCGCUUGGGCAGAGUGAUACGACUGGUAUUUCGGGAGACGUGACCGAUCACAACGAUUCGUGA
Molecule: messenger RNA, 1509 nt
Organism: Emericellopsis atlantica
Lineage: Eukaryota; Fungi; Ascomycota; Sordariomycetes; Hypocreales; Bionectriaceae
Exons: 4
Coding region: 1-1509 (502 amino acids)
Biological process (GO): mycotoxin biosynthetic process
Molecular function (GO): acetyltransferase activity
Source: RefSeq, a predicted model, not a curated record